Molecule: messenger RNA, 1803 nt
Organism: Penicillium odoratum
Lineage: Eukaryota; Fungi; Ascomycota; Eurotiomycetes; Eurotiales; Aspergillaceae
Product: WD40 repeat domain-containing protein
Exons: 4
Coding region: 1-1803 (600 amino acids)
Biological process (GO): anaphase-promoting complex-dependent catabolic process; positive regulation of ubiquitin protein ligase activity; positive regulation of anaphase-promoting complex-dependent catabolic process
Cellular component (GO): anaphase-promoting complex
Molecular function (GO): ubiquitin ligase activator activity; anaphase-promoting complex binding; protein binding
Source: RefSeq, a predicted model, not a curated record
AUGGGGGACCGAUCUCAGGAUAAGGAAACAGAUGUGAAAGCUGGAAAGGCAACAACAGGCAAUACCCGGUCGCAAGCGUCGAAUUUCAGAGCAGCCAAUAUCGUUUCCCCACCCGGAUCAAAAACACCACCCAGCAUGCCAGCGAAGAGAACAAUAUUGUAUCCAGAUAACAUGGGAAGCCGCCCGCGAGCCCAGGACGGAUCAGAGCCAGUGGAUCCGAAUGCGCUAGCCAAUGCACUGAAGGAGUAUGAAGAAGCGGGAAUCCCAAGGGAAAGGACACCGGGCGCGAGUCCAUGUCGGAAAAGACAACGAGUCUAUGGAGAUCGGUUUAUCCCAAAUCGUGAUGGACAAGACUUACAGGCCACGUACAGUCUGCUUCACGAGGAUGGAUGUCCUACAACUCCAUCCAAAACAAAGAAACGUGCUCCUCACUCGGAGCUUCAUUUUCAGAAGACGGAAGAAGCGAACCGCACUUUCUCCCGGGUUUUGCGCAGUGAAUUGUUUGGAAAUACCGUCCCUCAACCUGACCUCACUUCAACAUCCUCUGAUCCAUUGAUGGGAUUCAACAAUGGCAUCAAUGACAAAACUCGAUCUCAUACACCACCUACUCUCGUCUCCAACCUCCCACCCGCCAGCUUGACCCCUUCUACCCCACACAAAAAUCUUUUCAACUAUGGGCCCAGUCGCCCGGGCUCCAACCAUCCUACACCCUCAAAAACUCCCCGAAGUGCACAUGCACCAAAUCUUAAUAUUCGUUCUGAUCUUUACUCCCUGUCACCCAUUCGAUAUGAUAGUCAACGCAUUCUUGAAACCCCACGCAAGCAACCCCGUUAUGUGAAUAAGGUUCCCUACAAAGUCCUCGAUGCGCCUGAUCUACAGGAUGACUUCUACCUGAACUUGGUGGACUGGGGUAGCAGCAAUGUUUUGGGAGUUGGGCUGGCCAACUCUGUAUACAUGUGGAACUCUCAAUCUGGCCGCGUGACCAAACUGUGUGAGCUGAAGGACGACACUGUUACCAGCGUGAACUGGAUCCAGAGGGGCACUCAUCUCGCCAUCGGCACUGGCAAGGGCUUAGUUCAGAUCUGGGAUGCUGAACAUUGCCGGCGAUUGCGGACGAUGGUUGGCCAUACCAACCGUGUCGGUGCUUUGGCUUGGAAUGACCACAUCCUCACUUCAGGAUCCCGCGAUCGUCUGAUCUACCAUCGUGAUGUCCGCUCCCCAGAUCAAUGGACCAAGCGACUGUCCGGCCACAAGCAAGAGGUCUGCGGGUUGAAAUGGAACACCGAAGAUGGCCAAUUGGCGUCCGGUGGCAAUGACAACAAAUUGAUGGUGUGGGACAAGUUGAGUGAGACUCCGCUUUACCGAUUCUCGGAUCACUGCGCCGCUGUGAAGGCCAUUGCAUGGUCGCCUCACCAACACCACCUACUUGCAUCAGGCGGGGGUACCGCAGAUCGGACGAUUAAAUUCUGGAACACGUCGACUGGCUCCUUAAUCAAGGAGAUGGACACCGGAAGCCAGGUCUGCAACCUUUCUUGGUCCAAGAACUCGGAUGAGAUUAUCAGCACACAUGGAUACAGCCAGAAUCAGAUUGUCAUCUGGAAGUAUCCACGCAUGGAGCAAAUUGUGUCUUUAACAGGUCAUACUUUCCGUGUUCUGUACCUCGCUAUGAGUCCAGACGGCCAAACGGUCGUGACUGGUGCUGGCGACGAGACACUCAGAUUCUGGAAGAUUUUCGACAAACGAGCUACCAGAGACUCGCGGCGCGAGGGUAGCAAACUAUCGGAAUGGGGCAGCAUUCGUUAG